This is a messenger RNA of Aspergillus sclerotioniger CBS 115572, 1067 nucleotides long. RefSeq lists its product as uncharacterized. Bases 240 to 806 code for a protein of 188 amino acids. The transcript is spliced from 4 exons. Lineage: Eukaryota; Fungi; Ascomycota; Eurotiomycetes; Eurotiales; Aspergillaceae. The record is from RefSeq and is a predicted model, not a curated record.
GCCUCAAAAAAACACGAUGGCAUACUUUUGGGAUUAUUGAGGGGAUGCGGAAAGCUGCCAGUCGAGCUGAGUGCGAUGAUAUGGGAUUUCCUCGAUCCUGGUGCCACCCGGUGUUUACUUGCACUUAAUGCCACAAAGAGUAUCUGGUCAUACAUUCCCCGUUCAGCUGGGUGUGCAACUAUCUCUUUACACGGAGAGCUGAUGGUAUACUUCACCAAUAUCAUCAAGGGAAUCUAUGUAUGCGGCAUUCGUCAAGGGCGCGCGCUUUUGGUCAGACAGGCAGUUUUUCAACCUCAAUUUCGGUCCCAUCUUCUUGUACCGCCUGUGUCUUCGGUUUUGGCAUUUACGGACUCCAGAAGCUGAAGUUCUUGACCGGGACUGAAGCUAGUUCGAAGAACGUGGACGAACUAGAGAGCAGCAAGCUUCUUCGUGUUGUUUCGUGUCGAGGAGCAGGGCCAGUCUCCAUUGAAAUUUCCUGGGAUGUCUGGAAAAUUUCUAUGACCAGCUCUCACGAUAAGUCGACAUUCGGACAUGAUUUUCUUUGGCUAUCUCCGGUACCUUACGGCCAGCUGCGUUGGCUCUCUCCGAAGCUUUUUUACGACUGGCCGCGCCAUUUCCAUUUUGCAACACAGUCUCAGCGAUAUAUGAGAUACGUAUCUCUACAAAAGAAUCAGGUGCUGUGCGGAUUAACCGCAUUCUGCUCCGAUGAAGGACUUGUUGGUUUAGGAACCCACCAUUACUCUACACAAUCUAGAGAGCAGCUAAUGGUAUCAUGUUUCUAUCCAUGUUUACUGGCAUCAGAAUGAUUCACUGUCCAAUCGUUACCUUGCUAUCACAACCAGCAGAUAUAGAGAGUACCUUCUUGGACCUUCUUUUCCGCCAUCAGUGACCAGGAUGAAGAGAAUAUAUGGUCCAGGGGAUGGAGAAAUAUUGGGCCUCUACUACGAUAUGUCUCCUGGUCUACCUAGCUUCACGAGCUUGGGAACAAUCUGUCAGCCACUUAAGUACCCUCUAGAAUUGAAGCUCCAGGAUUCUAUACCACAGAUGAGACCGCAUAAUCCGGUGGU